Messenger RNA from Coprinopsis cinerea okayama7#130, 1527 nucleotides. RefSeq names its product dihydrolipoamide dehydrogenase. Gene Ontology annotation, cellular component: mitochondrion; oxoglutarate dehydrogenase complex. Gene Ontology annotation, molecular function: flavin adenine dinucleotide binding; dihydrolipoyl dehydrogenase (NADH) activity. Lineage: Eukaryota; Fungi; Basidiomycota; Agaricomycetes; Agaricales; Psathyrellaceae. The record is from RefSeq and is a predicted model, not a curated record. Bases 1 to 1527 code for a protein of 508 amino acids. The transcript is spliced from 9 exons.
AUGCUCCAAAUUCAACGACUAGCGCGCCGGAACGCCUCUUCCUCUGCCCGGCGGUUGCGCCAGGCCAGCGUGCAAGUUUGCGCCUGGCAGUCGAGCCGGGGUUAUGCAUCUGCGUCGGAACCAUACGACGUAGUUGUCAUUGGCGGUGGUCCUGGUGGCUACGUGGCCGCUAUCAAGGCCGCACAGAUGGGUUUGAGGACUGCCUGUGUUGAGAAACGUGGUGCAUUGGGAGGAACAUGUUUGAACGUUGGCUGCAUCCCCUCGAAAGCCUUGUUGAACAACUCCCACCUCUACCACCAAGCUAAACACGACUUCGCACGACGCGGUAUUGACGUCGAGAACGUUUCCUUGAACCUUCCGAAGUUUAUGGAGGCCAAGGACAGUGCAGUCACCGGCCUUACCAAGGGUAUCGAGUUCUUGUUCAAGCAGAACAAGGUCGAUUACAUCAAGGGAGCUGCCUCCUUCGUCAACGCCAACAAGAUUUCCGUCGACCUCCUUGAUGGUGGAAAGUCGGAAGUCGACGCCAAAAACUUCGUCAUUGCCACCGGCUCGGAAGUUGCUCCCUUCCCUGGCGGUGCCAUCCCCAUUGACGAGGAACAAAUCGUCAGCUCGACUGGUGCCCUUUCGUUGACGAAGGUUCCUGAGAAGAUGGUUGUCAUUGGUGGUGGUAUCAUUGGUCUCGAGAUGGGUAGCGUCUGGAGCCGACUCGGUGCUGAGGUUACCGUCGUCGAGUUCUUGGGUGCUAUCGGAGGAGCUGGUAUUGACGAGGAAGUCUCGAAGCAAUUCCAACGACUCUUGACCAAGCAGGGCCUCAAGUUCAAGCUCAACACCAAGGUCGUUUCGGCUGAGAAGAAGGAUGGCAAGGUCUUCCUCAAGGCUGAGGCUGCCAAGGGCGGCAAGGAGGAAACCUUGGACGCUGAUGUUGUCCUCGUCGCUGUUGGUCGUCGACCAUACACCGAUGGCCUUAACCUCGAGGCUGCUGGCGUUGAACUCGACAACCGUGGCCGCAUUGUCAUCGACGACCAGUUCACCACCUCUGCCAAGAACAUCAAAUGUAUUGGUGAUGUCACCUUCGGUCCCAUGUUGGCCCACAAGGCUGAGGAGGAGGGUAUCGCUGCUGUCGAGUUCAUCAAGCACGGUCACGGACACGUCAACUACGGUGCCAUCCCGUCCGUCGUCUACACCCACCCCGAGGUUGCCUGGGUUGGCCAGACUGAGCAGGACUUGAAGGCUGCUGGUGUCAAGUACAACAUCGGCAAGUUCAGCUUCAGCGCCAACUCUCGUGCCAAGACCAACUUGGACAGUGAUGGCUUCGUCAAGUUCUUGUCUGAGAAGGAGACUGACAAGAUUCUUGGUAUCCACAUCAUCGGUCCCAACGCUGGUGAGAUGAUUGCUGAGGGUGUCCUCGCCAUCGAAUACGGUGCAAGCUCUGAGGAUGUUGCCCGCACCACCCACGCCCACCCCACGCUCAGCGAGGCCUUCAAGGAGGCUGCCAUGGCUGCUUACAGCAAGCCCAUCCACAUGUAA